CACCUGAUGGAAGGGAGGGAAAUAGGUAAGUAUAUAAGUCUUUAUCUCUCCCACAGAUUCAUACAGCCAACAACCUGACUGGGACAAGACUGUUCAACACUCACUUGACAUCACCAUGAAGCUGCUUACCCUGACUGUGCUGCUCCUGACCAUCUGCUCCCUGGAAGGAGCCGUGGUUCGGAGACAGGCAACAGAACCUGAGGUGACUGACUUCUUCACUCAGUACAUUCGGAAACUGGCAGAUAUAGGCAAGGAUGUAGCAGAGAAAGUUCAAGUCCCAGAGGUGCAGUCCCAAGUCCAGGCUUAUCUCGAAAAGUCACACGAACAAGUGAUCCCACUGGCCAAGAAGGCCUUAACAGACACAAUAACCUUUUUCAGCUCUCUUGUGGAGUCAGGCAAGAAGGCUGUCAACCAGUAGGAUUUUUCCUAUCUUCAGCUUGUCCCCAAACCAGUCUUCAAGUUGUCCUUUUCCUCCCCACUCCCUGAAAAUCCCCUAUUUUCUACAAUAAAUGCUAUAUGAUCUAUG
This is a messenger RNA of Sarcophilus harrisii (Tasmanian devil), 526 nucleotides long. It is a transcript of the gene APOA2, whose product is annotated as apolipoprotein A2. Gene Ontology annotation, cellular component: spherical high-density lipoprotein particle; very-low-density lipoprotein particle; blood microparticle. Bases 116 to 418 code for a protein of 100 amino acids. The transcript is spliced from 4 exons. NCBI's taxonomy places the organism in Eukaryota, Metazoa, Chordata, Mammalia, Dasyuromorphia, Dasyuridae. Gene Ontology annotation, molecular function: high-density lipoprotein particle binding; apolipoprotein receptor binding; phosphatidylcholine binding. The record is from RefSeq and is a predicted model, not a curated record. Gene Ontology annotation, biological process: high-density lipoprotein particle remodeling; high-density lipoprotein particle assembly; negative regulation of lipase activity.